AUGGUCAAAUCAUACGUGAAAUAUGAGCACUCCCAGACCUUUGGUGUCGUGAACUCGGCAUCUUCGAACGUUGUAUGGACACCCGAUGCCGCCAGCCGCACCACCGGCGCCGGCCACGCCUAUGUCGGUGCGAACGAGGAGGUUCUUUGUUGGGACGUCAAGAAGGGCGACCUGCUCAGCAGAUGGCACGACAAGGCCUGUACCGCUGAAGUCACGACCAUUGCGCAGAGCAAGACGGAUCCCGAUGUUUUCGCCGUUGGACACGGAGACGGAAGCAUCAGAGUCUGGGAUUCUCGGAUAUCUUCCCUGAUUAUCAGCUUCAACGGCCACAAGUCCGCGAUCACGACUCUCACCUUCGACGAUUCUGGAGUCCGCCUUGCCAGUGGUUCGCGAGAUACGGACAUUAUCGUAUGGGACUUGGUGGCAGAAGUUGGCCUGUUCAAGCUUAGAGGCCACAAGGACCAGAUCACCGGUCUUAAAUUCAUUGCACUGUCCAAUGAGGCUGAGGCAGAAGACGAUGAAACCACGGUACUCUCCGUGGGAGAGGACGCGCCGGUCUUCCUCCUUUCGACUAGCAAGGACUCACUCAUUAAAAUCUGGGAUGUCAAUUCGCAGCACUGCAUAGAGACUCACGUAGCGCAGGCCAAUGGAGAAUGCUGGGCAUUAGGCAUGUCGCCAGACGGCAGCGGGUGUAUCACCGCGGGCAACGAUGGCGAGAUCAAGGUUUGGGCUAUCGAUCAAAAGGGUCUCCGUACGAUGUCUCGACAAGUUGGCGACACAGUGGAAGUGCAGUUCUUGCAAGACAGGGGCACGUUUUACCGACAAGGCAAGGACAGGACGAUAGGCAUCGCUUUCCAUCCCAAGCAAGAUUACGUUGCGAUACACGGCUCGGAAAAGGCAGUAGAGAUCUGGCGGAUACGACCAGAGGAAGAGGUGCAAAAGAGUCUGGCAAGGAAGCGUAGGAGGAGGAGAGAGAAAGCCGCAACGAAAGCCGAUGAUGUGGACAUGGUCGAUGGCGAAGACGAGAACAUGGAGGCAACCAUUUCCGACAUUUUCGUAUCCUAUGUCAUUGUCCGCACCGGAGGCAAAGUUCGGUCCAUUGACUGGACGGCUAGCAAGUCCAAGUCUCUACAGCUGCUGGUCUCAACGACAAACAACCUGCUCGAGGACUACAGCGUUCCUAGCAAGGCGGCGACGAAAAAAGCCACCAAGGAAGAAACGCCGGAAUACACUCGUACCUACUCCGUGGAUCUACCAGGACAUCGUGCGGAUGUACGUUCGCUGGCCCUUAGCUCCGAUGACCGGAUGUUGGCUUCGGCAUCUAGUGGAAGCUUGAAAAUCUGGAACGUCAGGACGCGGACCUGCUUGCGUACAUUGGAGUGCGGUUAUGCGCUCUGCUGUUCAUUCUUGCCAGGAGAUAAGAUCGUUGUCGUUGGCACCAAGAGCGGCGAACUCGAACUUUUCGACAUCGCUUCAUCACAGCUCAUUGACACGGUUCAGGCACAUGAGGGAGCGAUAUGGACGUUGGAUGCUCAUCCAGACGGGCGGUCAGUUGUAACCGGAAGUGCUGACAAGACAGCGAAAUUUUGGAACUUCGAGAUCGUGCAAGAAGAAAUUCCAGGCACUAAGCGUACGACUCCUCGGCUCAAGCUCAUCCACUCCCGGACGUUGAAGGUCAACGACGACAUCCUCAGUUUAUGUUUCUCUUCCGAUUCCCGCCUGCUCGCCGUUGCAACUCUUGACAAUACCGUCAAGGUUUUCUUUGUGGACUCUCUCAAGCUCUUCCUUAAUCUUUACGGCCACAAGCUCCCUGUCCUCAACAUGUCUAUAUCCGCCGAUAGCAAGCUCAUUGCUACCUGCAGUGCAGACAAGAAUGUACGUCUUUGGGGUCUUGAUUUCGGCGACUGCCACAAGUCCUUUUUUGCGCACAGCGACAGCAUUAUGCAGGUGUCUUUCAUCCCGCAUCCGAUUUCAAAAGAAGACAACCAUUUCUUCUUCAGUGCGUCCAAAGAUCGCACCAUCAAGACCUGGGACGGCGACAAGUUUGAACAGAUCCAGAAACUCGAGGGUCAUCACGGCGAGAUUUGGGCUAUGGCUGUCAGUCAGACAGGCGACUUCUUCGUUACUGCUUCACACGAUAAGAGCAUUCGGGUGUGGAACCAGAGCGACGAGCCCAUCUUCCUCGAGGAAGAGCGCGAGCGCGAACUUGAAGAAUUGUACGAAUCGACACUUGCUACAUCAUUGGAUGCAGACGCCGAGGGCGCAGACGGUGAGAAGAACGAGGUGGGAGAAGCGACAAAGCAGACCAUCACGACGCUCACGGCAGGAGAACGCAUCGUCGAGGCCCUGGAGCUUGGCCUGGCGGACUUGGAGGUGGUGAACGCAUGGAAAUUGCACAGAGCGGCGAACCCUGAGGCCAAGAUGGCGCCACCGCAGCGCGAGCCGCUGUUCAUGGCGUUGGGCAACAUCAGCGCAGAGCGGCACGUCCUGAACACGAUAGCCAAGAUCCCAGCGGCGCAGCUGCACGAUGCGUUGUUGGUGCUGCCCUUCAGCACGGUGCCGGGUCUGUUCACAUUCAUCAGCAUCUGGGUACGACGCCAAUGGAAUGUGCCGCUGGUGUGCCGAGUGCUGUUCUUUAUGCUGCGCACGCAUCAGCGCCAGAUUGUCGCCAGCCGCGAGCUGAAGACGACACUCGAGAGAAUGCGUGAGGAACUCAGGACCACGCUCGGCGGCCAGAAGGACAUGAUGGGCUUCAAUGCCGCGGCGCUCAAGUUUGUGGGUGCCCGGGCGCAGAGUAGCGGCGCUGCGAGGCUGGAGGAUGUCGAGGAGGCGCUGGACGGCGCGGCGGGCAGUAAGGGGAAGAAGAAGAGAGCGUUUGUGGAUGUGGCGUAG
This is a messenger RNA of Aplosporella prunicola CBS 121167, 2892 nucleotides long. RefSeq lists its product as uncharacterized. Gene Ontology annotation, molecular function: protein binding; snoRNA binding. The coding region runs from base 1 to 2892 and encodes 963 amino acids. The transcript has 2 exons. Gene Ontology annotation, cellular component: Pwp2p-containing subcomplex of 90S preribosome; small-subunit processome. Gene Ontology annotation, biological process: maturation of SSU-rRNA. The record is from RefSeq and is a predicted model, not a curated record. NCBI's taxonomy places the organism in Eukaryota, Fungi, Ascomycota, Dothideomycetes, Botryosphaeriales, Aplosporellaceae.